CAUUCUGUCGAACACAUGGCGAGCGGAUACGGACCUCCGAACUAUCCUCCGGCGAAAACCUACCACAGCCAUGGCCGACGCGGCGGAGCCGACGUAGGCUGCGGCAUCUGUCGUUGCUUCUUAAACUGCCUCGGCUGCUGCGGCGGUUGCAUCUUGAGCAUCAUCUGCAACAUCCUCAUCGGCAUAGCCGUUUGCCUCGGAAUCGUGUCCUUGAUCCUCUGGUUCAUACUCCGACCUAACGUCGUGAAGUUCCAAGUCACGGAAGCCGAUUUGACCAGAUUCGAUCUCGAGCCACAGAGCAAUAACCUCAGUUACAAUCUCUCUUUGAAUUUCUCGGUUCGUAACCCUAAUCAACGUCUCGGGAUACACUACGAUCGGUUGGAGGCGAGGGGAUAUUACGGCGACCGGUGUUUUUCCGCUGUGGAUAUGAAGUCGUUUUACCAGGGACGGAAGAAUACGACGGAGGUUGGGACGGAGAUGAACGGAGAGAGUUUGGUUUUGCUGGGUUCCGGUGGCCGGAAGGAUCUCAGGGAGGAUCGGAAGUCCGGGGUUUACAGGAUCGACGUGAAGCUGAGGUUUAAGAUCAGGUUUAAGUUUGGGUUUUUGAACUCGUGGGCUUUUAAGCCCAAGAUUAAGUGUCAUCUCAAGGUUCCGUUGAGUUCCUCUGGUUCCACCGGAGGGUUUCAGUUUCAUCCAACCAAGUGCCACGUUGACCUCUAAAACAAUUUCACAAUUUGUUUUUUUUUUCUUCAUUUGCUUGUUUUUUUCCCCUUUUUAGUUUACAGCUUCCAGUAUAUAUAGAAGUUUUAGUUUAGUUGUGUUUCUUUACUAUUACUAAUCUACUUUUUUUUUGUUAAUAAACUUACUUUUACUUGCUUUGAUAGUUUGUUUUUUUUUUGAGCAAAAGAUAGUUUGUUUUGUAUUUAUUCGGCUUUGUGCUUUGCUUACUUCAUAUGUAUCGAGAUAUUUCAAACA
Molecule: messenger RNA, 975 nt
Organism: Raphanus sativus (radish)
Lineage: Eukaryota; Viridiplantae; Streptophyta; Magnoliopsida; Brassicales; Brassicaceae
Product: NDR1/HIN1-like protein 3
Exons: 1
Coding region: 16-720 (234 amino acids)
Biological process (GO): defense response to other organism
Source: RefSeq, a predicted model, not a curated record